Molecule: messenger RNA, 347 nt
Organism: Tinamus guttatus (white-throated tinamou)
Lineage: Eukaryota; Metazoa; Chordata; Aves; Tinamiformes; Tinamidae
Source: RefSeq, a predicted model, not a curated record
AUGAGCCCGCGCUUCCCCCUCCUCCUCCUGCUCCUGACCGCCUGCACCGCGCUCUGCCACGGCGCGCCGCUCGCCGGGGAGCUGCGCUGCCGCUGCGUGCACACCGUGAGCGAGGUGAUCCCGCCGCGGCGCCUGGACCGCGUGGAGCUCGUCCCCGAGGGGCCACACUGCGCUGUGCCAGAAGUGAUAGUGACAACGAAGCAGGGACAGACGGUCUGUGUGAACCCCUCGUCACCUUGGGUCCAGCUCAUCGUCACCAAGAUCUUCAACAGUCCACAUAAGCAGCUCUGAGGGCAGAAGAAACAACUCUAAAGAAGCUGCCUGUAUUUUCAAGAAGAUACUGGGAA